Messenger RNA from Anneissia japonica, 1306 nucleotides. RefSeq lists its product as uncharacterized. Gene Ontology annotation, molecular function: lipid binding. The transcript has 4 exons. NCBI's taxonomy places the organism in Eukaryota, Metazoa, Echinodermata, Crinoidea, Comatulida, Comatulidae. The coding region runs from base 578 to 1306 and encodes 242 amino acids. The record is from RefSeq and is a predicted model, not a curated record.
AAUUAUAAUAUUUACCCACAUUAAAGUAAAAAAAUAAUUGUAGGCUAACAGAAUUCAAAAACGGGAUGAAAACAUUUUUUUACGAAAAACCCAUAGUGCCACAAUCUGAAGCAGCCUUGACUACGCAGCGUGUAUCGCGGUUACUAUGCAGCCAUUUUUUUUGUCAAGUAUUUACCAGUUUUCUAUUCGACUGGUCGUCUUCGUUAAGUAGGAUUUUACCACUGCGCAGGUGGGCGUGGUUUGACAAGGAAGACCAGUCGAAUACGGCCAGUAUACAGUAAUAAAUCUCAAUACAAGGCUUAUGAGUGGAAAUGUUCAUUUAGUUGAACAAGGCAGCGGUAUGCACCUCUUAAAAAUUUCAGGUUUCAGAUCACAUUGCAAGUCACAUCAGGUCACAUAAUUAAAAAAAAAAACUUUGUGAGAAAUAAUAAAUUCCUUAAAUAACCAUCAUUUUAAGUUCAACAAUUUCAAAUAAUAUGAAUAAAAACAAAAUUCCAAGAAAAUUAAAUCUGACGCCUCUCUCUCAGUGAUAAAAGACACACGCCCUCCUCGACGACGUAACCGGAAAUGAAAUGAAAUGAAAUACCACAGGGGAAAUUCCCUAACACCACAUCGUAUCCAGGUAGCUUUGCUUGUGCAAAACACAAUUUUCAUCACCUACCGCCCAAACCAGGAGGUACCCAACAGGACGUCUCCCACAAGAAAAGAAAACAAAGAAAAAGAAAUGGAUCAACUUUUCUUUUAUCGGUUUUUCAUUAACUGGCAAGAAGUUUUUGUUUGUGUCACCAAAUCCAACAUUCAAGAGGUCGUUAUGAUGAAUCCCCUAAAAGCGGUCGGCGUGCUGAUGAUCACACUAUCAUCAAUCGCCGUGAUUCGUCGGACACUCAGUACGAACCCUGGCCAAAUUCUAAUGAAAAUAGCGCAAUGUGGACUUCAAUGGUAUGUGAACAAAUUUGGAAGGCAAAAUCUGAAUAAGACACUUGCGAAAAUACAAAUCCCGGAUCGUAUUUCUGAUAAAACGCGUAUCGCUGUGGGCGAAGUCAGCUACGAGCUAAAGAAUUUGAAGAUUGAAUAUUUUCUGCCAGAUGCUAGUAUUAGCACCAUAUCGGAAUAUGCAAUAGAGGCCAGCAUUGUCAACAAUGCUACAUUAAGCAUACAUGGCGAUUGGAGUUAUUGUAUGUGGUUGUGGAUUAUCCCAUUCCGUGACCAUGGCAGUAUCGACGUAACAGUUUCGUCUAUUACAAUUUCGCCUGUCAUUCGUUUUGGUAAGAAUAACUCGGUCGUAUAUAUUUGUUUUCAAAUGUGA